Molecule: messenger RNA, 1823 nt
Organism: Salmo salar (Atlantic salmon)
Lineage: Eukaryota; Metazoa; Chordata; Actinopteri; Salmoniformes; Salmonidae
Biological process (GO): regulation of transcription by RNA polymerase II
Molecular function (GO): RNA polymerase II cis-regulatory region sequence-specific DNA binding; DNA-binding transcription factor activity, RNA polymerase II-specific
Source: RefSeq, a predicted model, not a curated record
GGCAUGUGCUUGGGGGCCGCCCAUUUCUACAAUUUAUCUUCUUAAAUUGUGAUGUUAAACCUAACCCUAAAAACACAGCUAAAUGUAUGGCUAACCCUAACCUUAAACAAAGACCAAAGCUAAUUUUUGUUUUCUUACAUUUUUACGAUAUAGCCGUUUGUAAUUUGCGGCUGUGGUAACUAGUGGAAACCAAUGUAAACACUAGCUAGCUGCUACUUUGAAUACAGACAACAAACAUUACACCAUUUGUGGCACUGGGAUGAGAGAUUGAACGUUUCCGGCUAGCAGAUUGACAACGGUGUACUCCCUGGGUACUGGUGUAAUCUGGAAGCUACGUGCCAGUUUCCCAGCUUGUUGAACUCACUGGGAGGCAAGGCAACUGUGAAGUUUGGAAGGGAAGUGGGGUUUAUUUUCCAGUGUUGAGCUGAUGCUGUUGUAGCUAUGUCAGAAGCCAUCCUCACCUUCCAAUACCAACUCAGUGGCGUUAUGGAAACAGUCCUCAAAACCGCCGUGCAUGAGAUCACUCGGCUGGUGAAGGAAGGCUUCCUGGAGGAGGUGACACGGAGCAAACAGGAAGCGGACGUCUUGAGGAAGAAGCUGCAGCAGUGGGAGCAGAAAUGGAGGGACAGCGAGGAGGAGAGGAAGAGGAGGGAAGUUGAAGAGAAAGAGCAAAGAAAGAAGAGGGAAGCGAGAGAGCAGAUGGGGAUCUGUGUGAGUUGCAGUUGUGCUGGAGACACUGAGAAAGGAGAGGCUCUGUCAGGAGCAGAGGAGGGUUGUGUUAUCAAACAGGAGGAGAUGUUCCAGUCAGAGGGACCCAACACUCUCCCAGAGAGAGAGGGUCCACAGGAAACGAACAUGUCCAGCUCUUCCUGUGUCUCUGAAAGGAUGGAAGAGAGGGAAGCCCAUGUGGUCCACAUCAAACAGGAGCCCGAUGACUGGGGGGAUCUAGUAUCCCAGAUGGUCACAUCCACAGAUACUACCAUAAUGAGCCUGAGUCGUCUGCAGAGAUUGAGCUCCCAUGCUGGGGCAUGGACCAGUGAACCUCAACCUCCACUUCCAGCACCAUGGGCCAGAGAGCCUCUACCUCCAGCACCAUGGGCCAGGGAGCCACCACCGCUACCUCCAGAACCAACACCAUGGACUAGGGAGAAGCAGCACCUACUCCCAGGGUCAGGUAUACCCACCCAGGCAACAGAGUGUGCUGUGGGAGCCCUGGAGUCCAGUCCCUAUGGUCUCAGCAACAACACAACGGCACAGCUGGGGGUCAAACCCUACAGCUGCCCACACUGUGAAAAGAGCUUCCCUCAGCUCCGAAACCUGAAAGACCACCAGAAGUACCACCACACAGGGAAAAAGGCCUUCACCUGCUCCCAGUGCGGUAAGGGCUUUGUGUACAUGUGCCACCUCAGGGUACACAUGCAGUGCCACACAGGGGAGAGGCCGUUCAGCUGCUCACAGUGUGGUAAGAGCUUUGUCUACCUGUGCAACCUGAAGUCCCACCAGCAGUAUCACACAGGAGAAAAACCGUACAGCUGCUCUCAAUGUGGGAAGAGCUUCAGCCUUCAGAGUGGCUUGAAGAAACACAGGGUCAUUCACUCAGCAGAGAGGCCUUACCACUGCACGAACUGUGGGAAUAGAUUCUAUUCUAGAGCAGACCUGAAAAGACAUGAACAGAUUCAUGCAGCAAGGUAGAACUUUGAGAUGAAGCUGGUUGAUUUAGUAAAUCUGAGUGAAAAAAUAACAGCACACGUGUACUAUGUUCAAUGUAUUUGUAGUUGCUGAUGCAUUUCAUGUUGAAAGGAAUAAAACCCUUAAUGAAGAAA